Phragmites australis (common reed) is the source of this 2156-nucleotide messenger RNA. RefSeq names its product serine/threonine protein kinase OSK4-like. The record is from RefSeq and is a predicted model, not a curated record. Gene Ontology annotation, biological process: protein phosphorylation; intracellular signal transduction. The transcript has 11 exons. NCBI's taxonomy places the organism in Eukaryota, Viridiplantae, Streptophyta, Magnoliopsida, Poales, Poaceae. The coding region runs from base 208 to 1734 and encodes 508 amino acids. Gene Ontology annotation, molecular function: protein serine/threonine kinase activity; ATP binding.
AGCAUCCGGAAUCCGACCAAGCUAUACGCUUGACACGCCCAAGCCCAAAACCUCUGUCCAGUCUCCACUCGAGUCGAGCGUGUCGUGCUCUCGCCGUCUCCCACCGCACUCGCCCGCGCGCGGGAAGGUUGGCCCCGUCGGGGGCCGGCGAGCCUUGCAGGUAAGGAAACCGAGCCUCCGCUCUCGUCGAUUUUCUCCCGGGUGAAAAUGAAUGGAAAUACUAGAGGGGGUGGGCACUCUGAAGCGUUAAGAAACUAUAACUUAGGAAAAACAUUAGGUAUUGGUACAUUUGGAAAAGUGAAGAUUGCAGAGCAUAAGCUUACAGGACACAGGGUUGCUAUAAAGAUCAUUAACUGUCGCCAAAUGAGAAAUAUGGAAAUGGAAGAGAAAGCAAAGAGAGAAAUCAAGAUAUUGAAGCUGUUCAUUCACCCCCAUACCAUUCGUCUUUAUGAAGUCAUUUACACACCUACAGAUAUAUAUGUUGUGAUGGAGUAUUGCAAGUAUGGCGAGCUGUUUGAUUACAUUGUUGAGAAAGGCAGAUUACAGGAAGAUGAAGCUCGCCGAAUCUUCCAACAGACCAUAUCUGGUGUUGAAUACUGCCACAGAAACAUGGUUGUUCAUCGUGACCUAAAACCAGAAAAUUUGUUGCUUGAUUCAAAGUAUAAUGUAAAACUUGCGGACUUUGGCUUGAGCAAUGUCAUGCAUGAUGGUCAUUUUUUGAAGACUAGCUGUGGGAGCCCAAACUAUGCUGCUCCAGAGGUAAUUUCUGGUAAAUUAUAUGCUGGACCUGAGGUUGAUGUAUGGAGUUGUGGAGUAAUCCUUUAUGCUCUUCUUUGUGGCACUCUUCCAUUUGAUGAUGAGAAUAUUCCCAACCUGUUUAAAAAGAUAAAGGGAGGUAUCUAUACUCUUCCAAGUCAUUUAUCUGCUUUGGCCAGAGAUUUGAUCCCUAGAAUGCUUGUUGUCGACCCUAUGAAGAGAAUCACAAUUCGAGAAAUUCGAGAGCAUCAAUGGUUCCAGAUCCGCCUUCCUCGUUACUUGGCAGUGCCUCCACCAGACACAACACAGCAAGCCAAAAUGAUUGAUGAAGAUACUCUUAAAAAUGUUGUUAACUUGGGAUUUAACAAGGACCAUGUGUGUGAAUCACUGUGCAAUCGACUGCAAAAUGAGGCAACUGUUACAUAUUAUUUACUCUUGGACAAUCGGUUUCGAGCUACUAGUGGCUAUCUUGGGGCAGACUAUCAGGAAACGACGGAUAGGAAUUUAAACCAGCUGGCUUCUGAAGCCGCUAGUUCUGGUACAAGGCAUUAUCUCCCAGGAAGCAGUGAUCCUCAUGGCAGUGGAUCACGGUCACAUUAUCCUGUCGAAAGAAAGUGGUCUCUUGGACUUCAGUCAAGGGCGCACCCUCGGGAGAUAAUGAUUGAGGUUCUAAAAGCACUUCGAGAACUAAAUGUCUCCUGGAAGAAGAAUGGACACUACAACAUGAAAUGCAGAUGGUCCCUGGGGUUUCCUGAGGUUCAUGAUAUGUUAGAUGCCAACGGCAGCUUUCUUGGUGAGACUACCAUCAUGGAUAAUGAUGAUCUAAACGGGAGGCUACCUGCUGUAAUCAAGUUUGAAAUCCAGCUUUACAAGACCAGGGACGACAAGUACCUUCUGGACAUGCAGAGGGUUACUGGACCUCAGCUCCAUUUCCUGGACUUCUGUGCGGCCUUCCUUACCAAGCUCAGGGUUUUUUAGUGCCGUGUCUUGCUUCAGAGCGGUGAAUAACCAAACCGAGGGUUCUACGGCGUGCGGUUUCACAGCACUGAUGAAUAAACUGUGUAAAUAGGCAACUUUCAUCUUCUUUUUCUUGUUUCCUGUCUUGGACAACGAACCGUGUUGCUUGAGCGACUAUUCCUGGGUUAAGCACCUAAAGGUUGGUUGUUAUAGAAUAAUAGAUAGAUAGUAAACAUGUUUAGUUAACUGUCUGGGUGGGCAAUGCUAUUUCUGCAGGCCGUGGCACCGCUGGUGGCGAUGCUGCGGGUAAAGCUUUUAUGAAAAAUGCAAGAUCCGGCUUCUGUUCACCUUACUAUACAUAGUUGUCCUGCGUUGUACUUGAAAAACUUGCAAUUGCUAAGAUUUUCUUGAGAACCAUGACAUAUCUACAAAAGUUCACGCCA